Molecule: messenger RNA, 465 nt
Organism: Verticillium nonalfalfae
Lineage: Eukaryota; Fungi; Ascomycota; Sordariomycetes; Glomerellales; Plectosphaerellaceae
Exons: 3
Coding region: 1-465 (154 amino acids)
Source: RefSeq, a predicted model, not a curated record
AUGGGUGCAAUCCAGAAUCUGCUUGAAGCCUGCCUCAAACAGGGCAUCGUCCUGAGUGAUAACCUAAAGCGUGCCAUUUUCUGGCAAGAUCUCAAUUCUUCAGUAAUGACAGGAUCGAGCCGAACAUUCCAUCAUCAGUCCUUUCCCGAGCUCUCCUGGAGCAGAGACAAGACAUCUUCGACUUUCUUCAAGUUACCGCCUGGGUUCCAGGUGUUGUCAUCAGUACUGGGACACACCUUUCUCGAGAUCAUGGAGGAUGUCCAUGCUCUUCAGCAAAUCCGAGACACGAAUCUCUUCGGCCCAGAAGACGCUAUACAUGGAAGCCACCUCGUCGAUAUCAGACUGUUGCUAUGUCGGGGCUUAUCUAUGCUCAACGAUGCUGCGGUGCAAAAGGUGGCGUGCCUCGGUCGUGCCGGUAAGCAUAUUUGGACCAUCUUCAUCUUCUUCACGCACCUUGAUGACUGA